GUCAUGUGAUCAGCUGUGUCCAAUCACAGCUGAUCACAUGGGACAUGUACACUGAUCAUCAGGGCACUGAUGAUCAGUGUGCCCUGAUGAUCAGUGUGGCCCCAGAAGUGCCACCUGUCAGAGUCCAUCAGUGCCAGCUGAACAGUGCCCCGUGCCAGUGCCCAUCAGUGCCACAAUGCCACAUAUCAGUGCAUACCAGUGCACAUCAAUGCCACAAAUCAGUGCCCAUGUGAGCUGCCCUUCAGUGUCACCCAUCAGUGCCAGUCAGUGCCACCUAUCAAUGCCAAUCAAUGCCACCUAUCAGUGCUGCCAAUCAGUGCCACCUAUCAGUGCCAGUCAGUGCCGUCGCUUAUCAGUGCCAGUCAGUGCCGCCUAUCAG
This is a messenger RNA of Staurois parvus, 379 nucleotides long. The record is from the annotation of a GenBank genome assembly. NCBI's taxonomy places the organism in Eukaryota, Metazoa, Chordata, Amphibia, Anura, Ranidae.